Molecule: messenger RNA, 3150 nt
Organism: Hylaeus anthracinus
Lineage: Eukaryota; Metazoa; Arthropoda; Insecta; Hymenoptera; Colletidae
Exons: 19
Coding region: 61-3036 (991 amino acids)
Source: RefSeq, a predicted model, not a curated record
UAAAAGGUAGCGUUGGAUCACGCGAACAGUUCAAACCUGUUGGAACUAUACUCGUGAAAGAUGGAUCGUUUCGCUGGAAAGAUAGCAAUAGUGACUGGCGCUAGCAGUGGUAUCGGUGCUGCGAUCACGAAAUCUUUGGUGGAACACGGUGUUAAGGUGGUCGGUCUGGCGAGAAGAGUGGACAAGCUCGAGGAGUUGGCUGCUAAACUGGGCAAGGAUAAGUUCUACCCCAUAAAAUGCGACCUGACGAAAGAGGAAGACAUCACAAACGCCUUCAAAUGGGUCGAGCAGAAACUAGGAUGUGCUUGCAUUCUCGUCAACAACGCUGGAGUCAUCGUUGCGGAACCAAUCAUAGCCUCGUCCACCGAAUCCUACUACAAAGUGUUAGAUACCAACUUGAUAUCGGCAGCAAUCUGCGCACGAGAAUUUGCACAGGCUUUGAAGAAGUGCAACAGGCCUGGACACAUAGUUAACAUCAACAGCAUAGCUGGACACUAUGCGGCAGCCUUACAUAUUCCAAUUGGUAUGUACGGGGCCAGUAAAUAUGCGUUGACGGGAUUGUGCUCGGAACUGCGUCACGAAUUUAUUAUGAACAAACAGAAAAUAAAGGUUACGAGCAUCAGUCCUGGAGCAGUGCAAACAGAAAUGUUUCAGAAUGUGACAAACGCUGAUAGCGAUACCACUAUAUCGGUAUUGAUGGACAAGGACAUCGCUGAUGCAGUAGUUUAUACCGUAGGGACCCCACCAGGUGUAGAGGUCCACGAACUCACAAUUAUGCCACAAGGUGAAAUCAUCGGCAUUCCAGCGACAAUGGCAGAUAAAUAUAUCCAGUCUCAGUGCUCGAAGAACAAUACCGCAACGAUGGAUCGAUGGAUUGGAAAGGUAGCGAUCGUGACUGGCGCCAGUGCUGGUAUUGGUGCGUCAACUGUGAAAGUCCUCGUGGGCUAUGGUGUAAAAGUGGUCGGUUUAGCUAGAGACAUGGAAAAGCUCGAGAAGAUGUCCGCAGAACUGGGCAAGGAUAAGUUCUACCCCAUAAAAUGCGACCUGAGGAAAGAGGAGGACAUCACGAAUGCCUUCAAGUGGGUUGAAACCAAGCUGGGUGGCGCUGACGUGCUCAUCAACAAUGCUGGGAUUGCUACUUCGCAAAUGAUCAUUGAGAACCCCACCGAGGAAUACCGAAAAAUAUUAGACACCAACGUACUCGCACCAGCAAUUUGUUCGCGCCUGUUCGCGCAGUCCAUGAAAAAACGCAAUGGAUCUGGCCACAUAAUUAAUAUUAACAGCAUCGUCGGUCACUUCGCGGAGAGUGUGUUUCAACCAAUGGGCAUGUACCCGGCCAGUAAAUACGCUCUGAGGGCAUUGUCCACGGAACUACGACACGAAUUCAUCAACUCUAAACUGAAAAUAAGGGUCACGAGCGUCAGCCCUGGAGGUGUAGAGACGGAUUUGGUGCAUUGUAUACCCGAUGAAGUUCUUAAACAGGUGAAAAUAUUGCACCCCAAUGACAUCGCCGACGCAGUAGCUUACGCAUUAGGAACACCAGAAAACGUGGAGUUUUGGGCUGGAAAAGUGGCGAUUGUGACCGGUGCUAGCGCUGGAAUCGGAACAGCAACCUCUAAAGCGCUCGUAGGUCAUGGCGUUAAGGUGGUUGGUCUAGCGAGGAGGAUGGACAAGCUUCAGGAGCUGGCUCAAGAGCUGGGCAAGGAUAAGUUCUAUCCGUUGCAAUGCGACGUCAGGAAAGAGGAGGACAUCAUAAAGGUGUUCAAGUGGAUCGAGAAGACUUUCGGCGGAGCUAGCAUUCUGGUGAACAAUGCUGGAGUCAUCUCUCUGUCGUCCGUUACAGAAACGGCCACCGAAGAAUAUCGUAAAGUAGUGGAAACUAAUCUGAUAGCUCCAGCGAUUUUUGCACGGGAAUUUUCGCAAUCGAUUAAAAAACGCAAUGUGCCCGGGCAUAUAGUUAACAUUAACAGCAUAUUGGGACACUAUGCAGAUACAUUCACCAUUCCAAUCGGCCUGUACGCUCCCAGUAAAUACGGUCUUACCGCUUUGGGUACGGGACUACGUCAUGAAUUCAUCAUUUCUAAAUUGAAAAUAAAAGUUACGAGCGUCAGUCCUGGAUUUGUGAUGACAGAAAUGGUUGGGCCCGUACCUAAGCAUGUUCUUGAUAAUAUGCCGAUACUGCAAGAUAAAGACAUCGCCAAUGCAGUGAUUUAUGCAUUAGGAACGCCGCAAGGUGUAGAGAUGGAUCGUUGGGUUGGAAAGGUAGCGAUCGUGACCGGUGCCAGCGUUGGGAUCGGUGCAGCGAUCGCUAAAUCCCUGGUGGAUCAUGGUGUGAAAGUGGUAGGUCUGUCGAGGAGGCUGGACAAACUCCAGGAGCUGGCCAAGGAACUCGACAAAGACAUGUUCUACCCGAUCGAGUGCGAUCUCAGAAAAGAGGAGCACAUCGUGAAUGCCUUCGAGUGGAUCCAGACGAAAUUUGGCGGCGCUGACGCUCUUAUCAACAAUGCUGGGGUCGCUGAUCAAUCGAUGAUCAUCGAAUCGCCGACGGAAGAAUACCGUAAGGUACUGGACACUAAUGUAAUAGCCCCAGCAAUUUGUGUACGCGAAUUCACGCAAUCUAUCAAACAAAGAAAAGUGUUUGGGCAUAUAAUAAACAUCAACAGUAUGGCUGGGCACUUUUCAGAGAGUAUACAUCUUCCAAUUGGUAUGUACGGUGCCAGUAAGAGUGCUCUGAAUGCCUUAAGUACAGAAAUCCGCCACGAAAUUCUACAAGCUCAGCUGAACAUCAAAGUCACGAGCAUCAGUCCAGGAGCAGUGAUGACAGAUAUGUUGAGAGGAGUCGUCAAACUUCAAUCGAUCAUCGAUAAAAUACCAACGUUAAAAGACAAGGACAUUGCUGAUGCUGUGAUUUAUGCAUUACAAACUCCGCAAGGUGUUGAGGUCUAUGACAUCUUCCUCAUGCCCCAAAAUUCAGCACUUGGCUCUUCAGGAAGGCACCUGCAACCAAUGGAGAAAAAGGACACGUCGCUAAAUUAAGCUACAGAGAGUAAAAUUGUUGUCACAAUUAUUUUUUGGAAUUAUUAAAUUAGAGGCUAGAAUGCAUCGUACUCGACUGUAUUCGUAAAAUGCUAUUAAAACUACUACUUAUGA